Messenger RNA from Nerophis lumbriciformis (worm pipefish), 3002 nucleotides. RefSeq names its product SMAD family member 1 (gene smad1). The record is from RefSeq and is a predicted model, not a curated record. Gene Ontology annotation, biological process: transforming growth factor beta receptor signaling pathway; BMP signaling pathway; cell differentiation. Lineage: Eukaryota; Metazoa; Chordata; Actinopteri; Syngnathiformes; Syngnathidae. Gene Ontology annotation, cellular component: heteromeric SMAD protein complex. Gene Ontology annotation, molecular function: DNA-binding transcription factor activity, RNA polymerase II-specific; RNA polymerase II cis-regulatory region sequence-specific DNA binding; I-SMAD binding.
CCCGCCUCACUCAGACAUGCUGUCGCCAGCCUCGUGACGUCAUCAUCUGCUGCAGCACCGCGCAGCCCCUCUCUCCCUCCGCCGCUCCCUCAUCAUCCCCGAGAGAAAGUAGUCCCAACCCUGAACUUGAAAAUAAUCCUUUUGGAUUUAGAAGCUGAGCAAUAUCCUCAAAGACCUCAUCAGUAAUUCCCUCCCAAAACUGGACCUCCACCUGCCGCCCCAACCUUCUUUUGGCCCAGCGGAGAAGGAGAGCGGGAGGGCUGCCCCGUCCAUCAUGAACGUCACCUCACUCUUCUCCUUCACCAGCCCGGCCGUCAAGCGUCUGCUGGGCUGGAAGCAGGGCGACGAGGAGGAGAAGUGGGCCGAGAAGGCCGUGGACGCCCUGGUGAAGAAACUGAAGAAGAAGAAGGGCGCCAUGGAGGAGCUGGAGAAGGCGCUCAGCUGCCCCGGUCAGCCCAGCAGCUGCGUCACCAUCCCCCGUUCGCUGGACGGCCGGCUGCAGGUGUCCCACAGGAAGGGCCUGCCGCACGUCAUCUACUGCCGCGUGUGGCGCUGGCCCGACCUGCAGUCCCACCACGAGCUCAAGGCGCUGGAGUGCUGCGAGUACCCGUUUGGUUCCAAGCAGAAGGACGUGUGCAUCAACCCUUACCACUACAAACGUGUGGACAGCCCAGUGCUGCCCCCUGUGUUGGUACCGAGGAACAGCGAGUUCAACGCCAAGCACACCAUGCUGCCCCGUUUCCGCAACCCUCUGCAGCAGAACGAGCCACACAUGCCCCAGAACGCCACCUUCCCAGAGUCCUUCGCUCCGGCCAACCCCGUGCCCUUCCCCCAUUCGCCGGUAAAUAGCUUCCCGAGCUCGCCGGGGAGCGGCAGCAACGCCACCUUCCCCCAUUCGCCCUCCAGCUCCGACCCCGGCAGCCCUUUCCAGAUGCCAGAGACGCCGCCGCCCGCCUACAUGCCCCCGGAGGAGCCAAUGACUCAGGACUGCCCCCAGCCCAUGGACACCACCCUCUUGGUGCCGGCUUUGCCUCUUGAGACUAGCAACCGGCCAGAUGUGCAGCCCGUGGCCUACGAGGAGCCCAAGCACUGGUGCUCCAUUGUUUACUACGAGCUCAACAACCGCGUCGGCGGGGCCUUCCAGGCAUCCUCCACCAGCGUGCUCGUCGAUGGCUUCACGGACCCCUCCAACAACCGCAACCGCUUCUGCCUCGGCCUGCUCUCCAACGUCAACCGCAACUCCACCAUCGAGAACACCCGGCGGCACAUCGGCAAAGGUGUCCACUUAUACUACGUCGGCGGCGAGGUCUACGCCGAGUGCCUGAGCGACAGCAGCAUCUUCGUCCAGAGUCGCAACUGCAACUUCCACCACGGCUUCCACCCCACCACCGUGUGCAAGAUCCCCAGCGGCUGCAGCCUGAAGAUCUUCAACAACCAGGAGUUCGCCGAGCUGCUCGCCCAGUCGGUCAACCACGGCUUUGAGGCCGUGUACGAGCUCACCAAGAUGUGCACCAUCCGCAUGAGCUUCGUCAAGGGCUGGGGAGCUGAAUACCAUCGCCAGGAUGUGACCAGCACCCCUUGCUGGAUCGAGAUCCACCUGCACGGACCCCUGCAGUGGUUGGAUAAAGUUUUAACGCAGAUGGGUUCCCCCCACAACCCCACAUCAUCCGUCUCCUAAACCGCCCUCGUGGUCAGCUUCGGCAUUUUUUUUGGCCCAAGUAGCAAGACCGGUGGCCUGGGCGGGUCCCAGACCAGUUUGUACCUUAUUGCCCGUUAGAUAACAUAACAACGUUAAAAGAUGAAAGCACAGGCAGCUGAUCUGGGACCUGCAAGGUAAGGCAAGGCAAGGUGGGGUGGGGUGGCUUUCUACUUGAAGGACCUCUGAAGUGGGCACAUUUACAGACUGGGAGAGGAGCAAGCAGAGUGAGCAUGAUGCAACUGGAAGAUACUUGAUCUCUGUGACCAACUGUAAUAAUCCAACCAUCAGCGCAGGUGUCCUCCCUCCACUUUUUGCUCCCUUUGUUCUCCCUCCGAUAUCCAUUUGAAAAAAAAACCUGUUACUACCAAAAAAGUACUCUGCGGUUUUACCUUUAUGUAAUCAGUCUGUGUCCAUGUUUUGGCACCCUCGCACAACAGUUUACGGUACCAAAAAGGUGACGUUUAAACUAUUACGGACUAAACAAAUCCAGAAAGAGACUUUUCUUCCGUCCGUUGGACCCGAUAGUUGUACAGAGCUAGCGAAUUGUCGACUACAAAAGGCUCAUUUAUGCACAGAACCUUCCGUCCAUACUUGCUUUGCGUCAUGUUGCAAUACCACCAGAAAACUGUGGGGGCAGUUUUGUAGCUCGUUACUAAAUCUUGUGACUGCCACAAUAUAAUCCCGUCAGUUUCUGUCUUUUUUUUAAUUUGUUGUCAAAAACUGUCGUGUUGAAUUUUUUUUUUUUUAUUCCGAUCGACGCCGAGUGGAUUAAUUGUGAAAGGUUUAUUCCAACGCAUUACAUUAUAAAGGGCAGUGGUGUUUACAUUGUUUAAGAUGCGCACAUCAAGUUUCGUAACUAAAAGCAGCAUACCGUAUUUUUCGGACUAUAAAUCGCUCCGGAGUAUAAAUCGCACCGGCUGAAAAUGCAUAAUACAGAAGGAAAAAAACAUAUAUAAGUCGCACUGGAGUAUAAGUCGCAUUUUUUGGGGGGAAAUGUAUUUGAUAAAAGCCAACACCAAGAAUAGACAUUUGAAAGGCAAUUUAAAAUAAAUAAAGAAUAGUGAACAACAGGCUGAAUAAUUGUACGUUAUAUGAGGCCAUACUUGCCAACCCUCCCGGAUUUUCCGGGAGACUCCCGAAAUUCAGCGCCUCUCCCGAAAACAUCCCGGGACAAAUAUUCUCCCGAAAAUCUCCCGGUUUUCAGCCGAAGCUGGAAGCCACGCCCCCUCCAGCUCCAUAAGGACCUGAGUGAGGACAGCCUUUUUUCAUGACGGGAGGACAACAGGGUGACAAGAACUAAAUU